AUGGCAUUCGACAAUCUCUUCCGCAAGGCUUUCUGGGGCCUGGCGGCAUGUGGUCUGAUAUAUGCCCUGGCGAUGGGUAGCUUGACCAUCCCAGUCGUCCAGCGGAACGUGACAUAUGUUCACAACCUCAAUCCUACUUACUGGCAGGACCUCAACAACACCGAGCAGUUUGGCUUCAUCCAUCAUCAGAUUCAGCCUUUCACUGUCACUACCUCGGACAACGUCACCCUCUUCGCCUGGCAUAUUCUGCCUACUCAUCUGUACUACAAGCACGAACGCGCUUUAAAAGCUCAGCCCGAUUUUGGCUUGAAGCCUUUCCAGGCCGCCUCCAAGAGUGUGGGCUUGCAACUACUCCUGAAAGACCCACAUGCGACCGCCGUGGUGGCCUUCCAUGGGAACGCCGCACACCUUGCUUCUAACUAUCGCCCAAGCGCAUAUCAACAGAUGCUCGGAGUGUCAACGCCAGAGAAACCGGUGCAUGUCAUUGCCUUCGACUAUCGGGGAUUUGGGCUUAGCACAGGAAGUCCCACAGAGACCGGUGUCGUUCAGGACGCAGUGGCCUUGCUGUCUGCUCUGACAGGCUAUUCUAACGAGAGCGGAAGAGGACGGCGGGCGCCGGAGCAGCAUCUUGAUCCAUCUCAAAUCGUGCUUGUUGGACAGUCCAUGGGAACUUUCAUCUCGACAGCCUUUUACCACGAAUGGGUAUUGAAGCUUGGCAGGGCUCCAUUCAAGGCCUUGGUGUUGAUUGCCAGCUUCACCUCGUUGCCCAAUCUUCUUGAAUCUUACUCGUUCAAGGGACUUACCCCGCCCCUGCUGUCUCCUUUGAUGGGAUACCCCCGCAUCCAAGACUACUUGCGGUCCAAGAUCGAAGACAGAUGGGACGCGAGCUCCAGGUUGGUGGAGUUGGCGAAGACGCCCGGUGUACAGCUGAACCUGGUCAUGUUACAUGCUCGUAACGACUAUGAGAUCCCAUGGCAGGAGGGCCGCGCGAACUGGGACCACGUGUUGGCAGCGGCGUCGAACGGCAAGACCGACUCGACGCGAGAUUUGAAUCAUGAGGAGUUCAGGAGCGAGGAUGGCAGCAAGCAAUUGCGGUGGGAGAGAGUGCGGCACGGAGGACACAACAGGAUCCAGACAAGUGAACAGGUCAGACUCAGCAUAUUGAGGUUAGUGGAAGGAGAAGGCACAAGCUAG
Molecule: messenger RNA, 1194 nt
Organism: Cladophialophora yegresii CBS 114405
Lineage: Eukaryota; Fungi; Ascomycota; Eurotiomycetes; Chaetothyriales; Herpotrichiellaceae
Exons: 1
Coding region: 1-1194 (397 amino acids)
Source: RefSeq, a predicted model, not a curated record